UCAGUGACAUGUAUAAAAGUGAUUGGUGAACGCAAUCACUUCGUUGUCGUGUGCGUUUUCUUUUCCCCACUAAGUCGAGUUUAAUCAUGUUAUCGUGAGCGCAGACAAAUUGCCUAUCGCUGGGGUUUGAUAGCCAUGAUAUGUAACUAUCUAAGGCGCUCACACCCCCUACAGUUCUGUAAUAUAUAAAGCACCUAUUGGAAAUGAUACCACAGCAACUCCUUACCGCCCAUUAAUAUUCCCUGAAAUCACAGAUGUCAGGAAAGCCAUUCUAAACAGGAUUUGAAAUACUAGUUACAGAAUCGAUUCUAUAUCUUUUCUAUUUGAAAUCGUCCUGUACGAGUUGAGGAGAUACAUGCCGAGGCGUUGGGUUCCGUAUCGUGGGGGACCUGCCACGUUCACUCGAUAAGACAUACGUAGCUAUAGAUACUCAAUAUGAGUCAUUGUGAUUGGACAACUGAAUAUCAGAGUGUUACGUAACGCGUAAACACAGAGACAAACAAGGAUUUUCCAGUUCGUUAUUUAACUGUAUUCACAAUCCAGGAGAUCAGAAACUAACGUUCAGCUCUCACAUUUUGGCGAACUGGGCGAGAUUAAAAUCCAGAGGAAGCGAGAUCCCAACUUUGAUGUGAAUAUCAAAACUUCACCAAAAUGAAGACUGACUAAUUAUGUGUUUUAAGUCGUAAAUAUUUAUUUUGAAUGAUAAUAAAAACGAAAAUAUUGCUUCUACUGAUAAGAUAGAAUUGUGGUUUAAGUUUCCCCGUGCCUGGUGUUAACUGAAGAAUAUCAAAACAAGCGAGAGAAUCUAAAGAAUAAACCAAAACAUAGAAAAUGAUUUACAAACACUUUGCGAGGAAUUUUUCCACCUCAUUUCUCGUGGAGACGACCAAGUGGAAUCUCCAUUAUCUGUAAUGCACACUCAUCAAAAGGGAACUUCCGUGUUCUCCCAGGGCAAAUGGCGAAGAAAAUAUUGCUAAGAAACUUUAACAAAACAAUCAAAACAGAAUUUUCCCUAACAAAAUCAUUAGAACCUAAGAAAUGACCCCGAUAUCUUGUCGGGUGGUCGAGGUUUUCAUUUCAUUUCCUCCAAUGAUUUCUAUCUGGAUGAAAAAUUACAAAUUCAAACGGCGAUUUUGAACAAUAGUGUGACGUUUUAGUACACGUGGUAUAAAAAAUCCAAUCUAUUGGAAUCGCUGCACUGUCAUCUAAACUCUUAGGAUUCUACACUACUCGUAUUUGAUAGUAGCUGUAGGCAACUUGCCACAGGUCCCAUUAUUGUGUAGUUAGAGUUUCAAAACGAACGACACCGUUUAGUUUUCAUGGAUGUAUGGUUGAUAUGUCUCUGCUCAUACAAACCAAAAAAUGGCUGCAUGGAUUGAUUAUAUAGAUAUGUUUUGUUUUUGUUUGGUAAUGAAUGAUAUGUACAAAUAUAAAACCUGAUAUAUCAGUAAUACUUUCGCUUGCAUUCUAAUAUUUGCCUUUUGUAUAUGUUCUAAAUAUGUUGAAAUAUUCACACAACCCCAUCACACAUUAUCAUCACCAUUGUUUUAUCAUUAUUUUGUAUGUACAUGUAAAUGACGAAUCGCAUAUGUAUGUUAUUGCCAUAACCAUAACACGAUUCUGAUUUAUUAAUGUAAAAUAGGUGACGGAUUUAUAUAAGUGCUAGCACUUGUUUCCGAAUCCUGUUAAUUUUGCAUCUGUUUGUAUGUUUCAUGUAAUGCUUCAUUUAAAAAAUAUAGUUUAAACCAAAUAUAAAAUUCCCAAAAGUUAAAACAAAAAAUAAGGGACUUAUAAAUUUUCUAUGAUAUUCAAAAGAUAAGAUAAAUUAUCCAUCCCAUUAAAACUCCAUAUAAAUUUUCCACGCGUUUUGGGACUUUUUGAGAAUUGAGAAAUCAUGGAAAUAAAUUACAUUCCACCCGGUAAAUGGUAUUCAUUUUAUAGAUAAAAACAUCAAUCUAGUUUUCAUUUUUAAUUAUUUUUGAAAACACAGUUUGUUUGUAGCAAGUGUCGUGAACAGACAGUACGUGCGCGAAACAUUACAGGAACAUCAAGCAUGCCUGCAGCCCCUGUUAGCUCUGUCUCAUCCACGAACGCUAACUUUUGGCCGACAUUCGCCCCUGCCAAGCCAAGUGUAAAUGAGCAAUUUGUUGUAUUUUGCACAUCAUUUUGAGAACGCCAGUCUGAUUUGAUUUAUGAGGUCUAUUCCGGUAGCUAUACGUUGGCACCAGAUGUUCCAAGGCGUAUAUAUACAUUAACAGAUUUUGCGUAAUUAGAUAUUAUGUAAGAAAUUCAGUGUUUUGUAUGCGAUUUGUUGAAACAAUAGAUGUGAUAUGAAGAGAGUUGGUGGGGAUCAAACAUGAAAUCGCUUUAAAUGUACGCGUAGUUAGCUUAGAUACCAGAAUUUAUAUCAGACACCAUUCAGUUAGAAAUGUUUUAUUUCAAGCAAUCUUUUAUUUAAUGUCAUUUAUUCGAUAGAAGGUUGGAUAAUGUGUAUGAUUAUCAUUCAUACAGUUCUAAAACAACCCUGCCCAUUUAUCCACUGACUAUACUUAAUUUAAAAAUCGUUAUAUUUCUUAACGUUAAGGGAAAACAAAUGUAUAAUUCAGAUUAACAGUGAUGGAAUCUCUUAUCGACAGUCUGAACCCAGAGAAAUGGGGAGAGGUCUCGGCAGCUGACAGAGGAGAUGGUUUUGUGGAGUACUCCGUCAACAGAAAUGCCAAACAGGUGGAUGCCAACACCCUGGCUCUGAUGAUCGCAGAUGACUCCGGCAAUCCUAAAACCGUCACGCUUUGCUUCACACUACCCAACAAAAACCCGGUCAAAAGCGUCAGUCGUGCAGAAAUAAAGCUGGAUGCAGAAGGGACAAAGAUCCUGGGAAUUGACCUAGAUGGCGAUUGUGUAGUUCUGAAGAGUUAAUCACGUGACUGUUGACACAAACUGCACUUCCUGUUUUGGCCGUAUUUUCACCAGCCCUGUUGCUAUCCUCUUUUUGUACAUAAACAUCAUUGGAUUGUACUAGUCUAGCAGACCUUGUGAAUAAAUUAUUUUAUCUAUAA
Ostrea edulis (European flat oyster) is the source of this 3056-nucleotide messenger RNA. RefSeq lists its product as uncharacterized. The record is from RefSeq and is a predicted model, not a curated record. Lineage: Eukaryota; Metazoa; Mollusca; Bivalvia; Ostreida; Ostreidae. The transcript has 4 exons. Bases 2617 to 2916 code for a protein of 99 amino acids.